Thamnophis sirtalis is the source of this 1003-nucleotide messenger RNA. It is a transcript of the gene SYF2, whose product is annotated as SYF2 pre-mRNA splicing factor. The record is from RefSeq and is a predicted model, not a curated record. Lineage: Eukaryota; Metazoa; Chordata; Lepidosauria; Squamata; Natricidae. Gene Ontology annotation, cellular component: Prp19 complex; post-mRNA release spliceosomal complex; catalytic step 2 spliceosome.
ACAGGAAGUCCUCGAUGUUUAUGGCGAGACGACGAGAAGAUGGCAACCGCUGUGGAUACGGGAGCCUCUGCGGAUGGGACGAUGGCUUCCAACACUUCAGACAGUCCGAUGACAGCUGAAGAAGCUGCUGCCCAAAAGAGAGAAGAACGCCUUCGAAAAUUCCGAGAACUUCAUUUGAAAAGGAAUGAAGCCCGUAAGUUAAAUCAUCAGGAAGUUGUGGAAGAAGAUAAAAGGCUGAAGUUACCAAGCAACUGGGAAGCAAAAAAGGCUCGCUUAGAAUGGGAACUCAAAGUGGAAGAAAAGAAAAAGGAAUGCUUGCUGAAAGGAGAAGAUUAUGAGAGAGUAAAGCUGCUAGAAGUAAGUGCAGAAGAUGCAGAACGCUUUGAGAGGAAAAGGAAGAAGAGAAACCCUGAUUCUGGAUUUUCAGACUAUGCAGCUGCUCAGUUACGCCAGUAUCAGCGGUUGACCAGGCAAAUUAAACCUGACCUAGAAAAGUAUGAAAAAUUAAAAGAAGAAAGUGGUGAAGAUUUUUUUCCAACUUCAAAUAGUUUACUCCAUGGAACUCAUGUGCCCUCCAAAGAAGGCGUUGACAAAAUGGUUUCAGAUCUUGGAAAACAAAUUCAAAAACGUGAAAAAUACAGCCGGAGACGUUCUUACAAUGAUGAUGCAGAUAUUGACUACAUCAAUGAGCGAAAUGCCAAGUUCAAUAAAAAGGCUGAGAGGUUCUACGGGAAAUACACUGCAGAAAUUAAACAGAAUUUGGAAAGAGGGACAGCUGUGUAGACUGAAAAGUUCAGGACCUGGCCUUGCUUUCUCAAUUUGGCUUCUUUAAAACUUUCAUGUAUAAAAUAUGCUUUGCAAACAUGCUUUAAUGCUAGAAUGAAAUAUAUUGCAAAUAUCACAAAUUGUUUUUAUAUGUACUUGCGGUUUAUUUGAAAACUGUUUCUUAAUUUUGGUAGUUUGAUUAAACUAAGCCAUGGCGUAUAUAGCUGCUUUCAAAACA